AUUUUCUUAUUCGAGCGAGAACAAAUCCGUGAGCGCGGUUCGUGAGUGUAUUGUGCGGUGUCAAUGUGUCCUGUACGAAAAAUAAGGGUAGUGCUCAACAGUGACAUAUGUGGCUGAUUUUUAAUUGAAGCAACGCAACGCUCUCCUUCGUGAUGUUCUAAUUUUUAUUCUCUUGACACUAUUUGCAGCUACUUGCAACCAUGGCAUCUAGUGCACUCGAAGAAAAGAUCAAUAAAAUUCGGCAACAAAAUGAAGAAAUUAGGAGGAGAUACGAGGAAGUUGAAGAAGAUAAAAAAAAUGCAGCCAAACUGAAUGCUUUGGUACAAAUGGUACCAUCAACAGAUUGGCCAGAGAGGAAAGAACCACCAGAGUUUUCAAAUCCUCCUAAAACUAAACCGAAAUCAACCAAAGAAAAACAUGAAUAUACAUUGCAAUCUCAUGGUGGGGAAGGGAAAAAAAUUCACUCUUUUGCUCAGGGAGAAGGACCACCACCGGAUCCUAAAUACAAUUUUUUAGCAGAUUCUGAAAGGGAAGAACCUACUAUAGAAUACACAAAAGAAAAUAAUGGGAAUAGGUCUCAUCAUAAACCAACAAGAGGGAGUUUCAGAAAAAAAAUUGGUGGAAGAGAGGGUAAUCAGAAAGAUAUUAAACCAAACAAAGGAAAUUACAGAGAUGAAUCUCAACCAGGAUAUGAUGCCUGGAGAGCAGAAAGGAAUCGUAUCGACGAGGAUCGUAUUAGUAGACAAAGAACUGCAGAGGGAAAUUGGCGUCGAGAAUGGGAUAAUGAUAAAGUUCAUAUCAUAGAUGAUGGAAUAAAGAAAUCAUCAAGGCCUACAUUAGGAGACUUUACGAAAAAAGAUCAUAAAGAUUCCGACCGGAAAUAUCAUGCUAAUAAUAAUGAAUAUGUCAAUUACACUCGCGGUGGUGCUCAUCGUGCUCAUCGUGGUUCAACAAAGAAUUUUUAUAGUAACUAUGAAAAUCGGUCUCAUAAUACCUAUGAUCAACAUAGGAAUAAUACAGCAGCAUCAGCAAAAACUUCUGUUUCUCCAACUUCUGAAGAAAGAACUGUUAUUGCAACUGAUAAGAGUAUCAAGGUUACAGUAAAUCAAAGCAAUUUGAUAAAAGGACCAGUGAUGAGCGUAAAAGUGAAUUCACCAAGCAUAGCUGGAACGGGAAGAGUCGGGCCACGACAAAGAACUCGUGUAACGUACAGUCAUUCAGAUGUUGACAUACCUCCGUCCGAAGGUGAACCUUUCUUUCGCCAAAAGUCAUUUGAAGAUAAGUCGAAAGGAACUUAUUUUAAUAAUCAAAAGUUCUCUAAUUUGAAGAGGUCUCAUUCGCAAAAAAAGAAAGAGAACGAGACAAAAUAUCAGUACCAUCAAAGGAAAGAUAUAAAGAAGGAAGAUAGCGAUGGAAAUUCAUACAAGCAUUAUGAUAAUGAAUUUAAAUCUUAUACACAGAAGGAUCAACAAAGAUCUUAUUCUAGUAAAUCACCAAAGCUUUCGAGAGGAAAUAUGAAGAUAACAAAACAUGAUUCUUCAAGUGUAAAUGCUUCACAAAAACGCGAUGCUGAAGAGUGUUCAACUUCUGAUCAAGUAAAACUUGAACAGAAUUUUGAACCGAAUAUUGAACAUAAUAGAGAACAAAAUCCAGAACAGAAUACUGAACAUGAUAUAACAGAGGAUAGUAACACAUUACAGGAAACUAAAUCUGAAGCAAAUAAAAAUUCCAAUAUGGAAAAUGUGCAAUCGAAUAUUGAGAAUGAGAUUACGAAAAAAGUGUCGUCAACGAAAGAUGGAGAAACUGAAAAAAUUAUUUUUACUUCAAUAUCAGAUACAGAUAAUCACAUCGCUGAAGAUACUAUGAAUAAAAAUAAUGUUGAAGAUAAAGAAGCGUGCUCAGAUUCUCUUGCAAAUAAUGUAACAGAAGAUUUGCAAAAAAAUAAUAAUACGUCUUCCGAGGUAUCGGUUCCAGAUAAUGUUCAGUCUAAUGAGGAACUUAUGCCAAACGCAAAUAAUGAGGUAUUAAACAAUGUUGUUGCGAAAAAUACUACACUUUUACAUGAAGAUGAUCAGCAAUCAUCGAAACAAAUUACAAAGCAGUUUGUAAACGACGACUGUGAUAAUAUUGAAAGCGAAGUUACGGUGCAACGAAGUAUAGAGGAAGUAACAGAUAAUUCUGUUCCUUUGUUCGAAAAUAAAACAUGUUCUGUGAUAGAAAGUAAUAAUCAGUCGGUAUGCAAUAAUGAGUUAGUACAGGAAGAACAGUUAGUGCAGAAAGAAACAUUGAAUAUAGAAAAACAAACGGAUCUUGUUUUAGAAAACAAGAUUGAAUCACUUAAUCAAAAUUUAGAGGAUGCUCUAAAUUUUUGCGAAAUAAAAUCUGAGAACUCUCUUAGUCCUGCAAAUGCGGAAGAAGAUUUAAUAGAAGAUACUAAAGAGAAAACUGAGAAAAUGAAGGACGAGAAAGAGGAAAAAGUGAAUGAAGAAAAUGAAAAAACAUAUUGCAAUAAAAACAGUACCAGUUCUUAAUAACACGUGUACAAUAACGUAGUUAUACUGGUACUUCUCGAUGUUAGAAACAUUUCUAAUGCUCAUUACGACUAAAAAUAUUAUGUUAACAUAUGAUUAGGAACAAAUUUUAUGAAAAUGCUAACUACUGAAAAUUUCUUUUAGUCAUUAGAAAUUAGAUUAUUAAUUUUCAGUUUAUGAUUUUAAAGUAUUUUACAGUAAUAAAAGUAAGUGCAUUUUAACUGGUCGGUUCAUCAGCGUUAAAAAAUUUUAAACAUUUAUUUUUAAAUUUUUUAAUCUUUUUGGCAAAGUAUCCGAAAGACAUUUUUUAAAAUAACGCAUUUUCGAAUCAUUAUAACUAAGCGAUAAUACUUGCGCACAAUCGUUAAUGUUAUUUAAUUAAUCCUUUGCGGAUUUACAUUUGAAUAUUUUUUGCGGUAAUAAUACUUCUUUUAACGAUCCUCUUGUAAUUGUCACAAGACCUGCCGGAUGGAUUAUUAAUUGGUGAGUUCAUUAGUAGGCUCCAGAUAAAAAAACACUCUCCUUUGCCUUUUCCUUUAUUUCUCUUUUUUUUUCAUAAUAUUACAGCAUCACAAGUUACAAAAAUAAUGUUAUUUUUGUUAAAGAUCCAAUUUUAAUCUUUGUUUUUUUUAUUUUUUUAGAAAAGUAAAAAACCGCAAAGGAUUAGCGCACUAAAAGUUAAUCACUACAGUUCUUUUACAAUACAUAGAAAUUGUCAAAGCCGUGACUCGUAUUUCUUCAUAUUUUAUAUCAAAUUUUACGACAAUAGAAUACUGACAUCGGUUCAGAUAUUCCGCUCGAAUGAUAUUUUUAUAAUUGGCUAUAGCAAUUAAUUAUAUAUUGGAGAUUGAUAUAUAUGUAUACAGAGGAAAAGUCGUAUACUUCAAUAUUUCGAGAGCUGUUGAUUUAGAAAGGAAGAAAAAAAAAAAAGAAAAAGCAAUCGUUUAUAACAUUCUAAAUAUUAUAACAUUAAAAGAUAGGCUAUAUUUAUUUAUCUUUAGUCAAGAGCAAUGUUAUGUUACUUUAUAGUUUAUAUAAUUUAUUUGCAUCUUUUUACUAAAAGAUUAUUUAUUGCACGUUUCCUUUUUUUUUAUUAUUAUAUAAUAUUUUGUUACAUGCUUGCUUUAUGUUUUAUUUUUCAUUUAUGAGAUGAAAUAUUAACAAAUUGGCUGAAAGAUGCACCGCUAAAUGUUAAAUAAGAAGAAAGAAAAACAAUAGAAUUGGAUUUCUAGUAGUUCAAAGAGGGAAAUAAUUCAUAAAACUCACGAUUGUUUAUUUUUUAUAUCGUUGAUUAAACGAGAAAUGUGGUUAUAUGUUUAUUUGUAAUUUUUCAUUCGAUAAAAAGUUAAUGAAGUCUAAGAUUUAUGAAGUAUAUGUGAUAAACUGUAAUGACCAAAAUUAUAAACGUUGAUAGAAUGAUUUUAGUUACUUUUUAUUAAUUGUAUUCGUUUUCUUUUUUUGUUAUUUUAAUUAUUUCCACCGAUUAAAAAUAAGUGCCAUUGUAAUCCUUCAUUUUACGAGUUCGUGUCUUUUUUUAAUUUUGUUUAGGUGCCAUUAGUUUUCAAAUUGUUCCUCAAACCCCUCUGUGCUAUGAUCCUCCAUCAUUGGCUUGUUUCAAAUUUGGUGGUGCGUAAUCCAAAGCUUUCAUCAGGUUCGUUAUUCUCAGCCACAGUUUUCUAUCUUUAAGAUUAUUCUGAUACUUAAAAAAAAAAAAAGAAAAAAACAAUAAAAAUUGUUAGUAAAA
Bombus pascuorum is the source of this 4275-nucleotide messenger RNA. RefSeq names its product putative histone-lysine N-methyltransferase 1. The transcript is spliced from 8 exons. The record is from RefSeq and is a predicted model, not a curated record. Lineage: Eukaryota; Metazoa; Arthropoda; Insecta; Hymenoptera; Apidae. Bases 201 to 2531 code for a protein of 776 amino acids.